Molecule: messenger RNA, 4833 nt
Organism: Rotaria sordida
Lineage: Eukaryota; Metazoa; Rotifera; Eurotatoria; Philodinida; Philodinidae
Source: the annotation of a GenBank genome assembly
AUGAUAUUGAAAUUAGGCUUUGAUAUUAGUAAAAAACUUUUAGAUGCACUACAAAAUAUUGAUAAUUUGAGAGAAUUUGAAAAUCUUUUAACUUUUUCUCAACAAAAUAAUAUUAAAAUAUCUGAUAUCUAUGUUAAGAAUAAAACAAUUUCAAUAUUAAAAAGAUCGUUAGAAAUAAAAUUCUUGGGAAAUCAAAUAGAAAACGUCGAUAGACUUAAAUUAGGUAUUCAUCUAGAUAAAUUAUUAGAUCAAAGCUGGACAUUUGAACAAUUAGAUCAUUUAUUUAAGAUAUUCAAAGAAUCGGAUAAUCAAAAUAAAGUUCGAUAUUUUAUAUCCGUUCUCGAAAUUUUAUCAAAUUGUAAAAUUCAUCCAAAGGAUCAAGAAAAAAUAAAAUUAUCUCUAAAGAAACCAGUCGAAAAUUGGCCAAGAGAAAUCAAUAAAGUUGCUGUAGAAGCUAUUUUUACUGAAAAAAGUCAAGUAAAAACUUUAACUGAUUUAGUCAUAGAAUUAAAAAAAUUAAAUUCUAAUAAUCAAAACCUGAAACAUUUAACUGAAGAAAUAUUAUUAGAAUGGAUAGAAAAAGUUAAAAAUCCAAUAUCGAAUUCUUUAUUUUGUUUAAUUGCUUUAAAUUCGAAUGAUACUCAAGGAAGAUUAUUACAAGUUGCAACUGGUGAAGGUAAAUCGACAAUUAUAAGUAUAUUAGCUGUGUUUUAUGCUUUACAAGGUAAAACUGUUGAUAUCAUAACUAGUUCACCAGUACUUGCAGAAAGAGAUGCUAAAGAAAAAGCAAAAUUCUAUAACAUGUUUGAUCUUAGUUGUAGCCAUAAUAAUGAUAGAGCAGUUUAUUUAUCAGGUCCAAAAGCUUGUUAUAAAAAGGAAAUAGUUUAUGGUGAAGUAGCACAGUUUCAAUAUGAUACUUUAAGAACAGAAUAUGCUGAACUUAAUACGUUAGGAGGUAGAAAAUGUGAAUUUGCUAUUGUAGAUGAAGUAGAUAGUAUGCUUAUUGAUGAUAGUUCAAAGAUCGCUAGACUCGCAACAACUAUGUCUGGUAUGGAUCAGUUACAAAUAAUAUAUCAUGCAUUAUGGAAUCAAUUUUGUUCUUUACAAAAGAAAAUUAUUGAGAUUGAUAAUAAAUUAUAUUUAUUUUAUGGAAAGAUUACAUUAGAACAAAAGAGAAUUAUUCUAGAUUAUCCAAACGAACGGGGAGAUAUUGUUACUAUUUCAGAUUUGAAAACUUAUAUAGAAUCUACACUGGAUAUAAGUAACAUAGGAUUUUGUAUACCGGAAAAUGAUGAUGGUGAAGAAAUUAUUAAAAAAUCUUUGGAAAAAGAUAUUCGAUUAUUCAUUAAGAAGAAUCUUAAAAUUCCAAAAAAUUUUGAAGAAUUUCUAAAUACACAAAUACCUAAAUGGAUUGAAAAUGCUAUCAUUGCUUUUAAUUAUCAGAAAAAUGUACAUUACGUUGUACAUGAAGAGUUGAUUAAACCAGUUGAUUAUUAUAGUACAGGAAUUGUACAAAGUUCUUCAAAUUGGAGUGACGGAUUACAUCAAUUUUUACAAAUAAAACAUAAUCUUAAAAUGACUUCUGAAACUUUUACUACUAAUUUUCUAUCGAAUAUAGGAUAUUUUAAAAAAUACGGUUCAAAUUUAUUUGGUCUUACAGAAACAUUAGGUUCAGAAAAGGCUAAGGAUGUACUUUCAUAUGUUUAUAAUGUUGAUUCAGUUAUUAUUCCUAGUCAAAGUCAAAAACAACAUCUCUCUUUCUCUGAUAUUGUAGUAGAUAAUGAAACAGAAUGGCUAAAAGAAAUUUGUUACUCAGCAAUAAAUGAAUCGACGGGACGAGGUACACAUAUUAAAACAGAUGAAAUCGAAGAAUACGGUGGUCUUCAUGUUAUUUUAACAUUUUUGCCAUCGAAUCAGCGUGUUGAAGAACAAGCAUUAGGUAGAACUUUCAGACAAGGUAAAAGAGGUACAAGUCAAAAAAUAUUAAAUGCUAUUAAUUUUAUUCAUUAUAAAGAUUUUGAUAUAAAGAAAGAAAGAGACAAUAUUGAAGAGAAUAUGUUAGACGACUUUAAAAAACAUGAAUUAAAAAUAAUUAAUUUAAAAGAUGAUCUUUUUGCCAAAUUUUGUAAAUUUUUGGGAGAGAUACGUCAAAAAAUAAGACAAAAUACUAAUCUCUUUAAAAAUAUAAAGAAUACUGUUAAAGACUUAAUUGUAAAUGUUAAACCUUCUGUUUUUGAAAUCAAUGUACUUCUUAGCAUUGAAGAACAAUGGGCUAUGUUUUUACGUAAAAUUGAUAAUGAAAAAUCUGUUAUUGAUCCUAAAAAAUUUUGUAAUGAGUAUGAAGAUUUUAAAAAGAGAAUAAUCGAUAAUUUUAAAAACAAUUGUAUUAUUAAAAAUCCGUAUUAUCAUAUUAUUAUUGGUAAUGAUUUAAUUAUCAAUGAUUCUUCAUUAAAUAGUAAAUAUGAUGAAGCAAUGAAACAUUUCGAUCAAGCCAUAAAACUUGAUCCAAAUCAUUGUGCAGCUGCUUUUGUUGGAAGAGGGUGGCUUUUAUUAAAAGGUAAAGAAAGAAUUAUAUUCUCGAAUAAACAAGACUUAGGUUAUAAAGAUGAAGCUGUUAUAGAAUUUCGAAGAGCACUUGAAAUUUUUAGUGAAGAUAUGUGUUUGCUAACAUCUAUGCAAACACUAUUACAGCAAAGAUGUUCAGAUGUUAAUACUUCUUUAUAUAAACAGUUGCUUCAGAAAGUUAACAUUUUAGGUGCUUAUUGUAAUCAUAUAGAAAAUCUUAUAAAUAUUAUAAGAAAAUCUCAAAGAUUAAUUCAUAUAAAGGGAAUCAUCAGUCAUUCGAAUAAAAAAGUAAAAAUAAUUUCAAAUAAUACUCUAGAAAAGUAUAGUAGAAAGUUUUGUGAUAUACGUUUAAUAUUUUCAAAUUGUAUAAAUCUCUAUGAAACUGUUAUUCAAGAGUGUAAAGAAAUUAUCAUUAUGAAAGAUGAAGAAAAAUUUACAGUAAUUUAUAAACAAGAAAAAGAAAACACAUUCGGCAAAUGGGAAGUUAAUGAUCACGAAUUAUCUGAAAGACUCUUGUCUUUACCGAAAGAUGAAAAAAUUCUAGAUAGAAAAAACUAUUCUGAAAUCUACAAACAAAUUUAUGAGAAAAUUACAGCCAAAAAAGGUUUUAUCCGAACAGAUUUGUUAACACCUCUUCCAACUCUAUCGAAUGAUGGAGAAUAUGAAGUUACAUUUAAUGACUUAACCUGCAGAAAAGAUAUGAUUACUAUAGAUCAAGCUAUAAUGACUAUCGAUGCGGCAAUACCUGAAACAAACGAAAUGAUUCUUUCAAUUUUUUCUAAAACAAAACAUCCUUCAAGGAAUGUAUAUAAACAAAUUAGAGUUAAUCUAUUAAAGAUUAAUCCUGAAACAUUAGAUCAGCUUAUUAAUCCUAAUAUUGAAACUAAAAAUGUUACAAAAGAAAUAGCUUUACAACAAUUGAAUGGUAAAAGUUCAUUUUUCCAUCGUUAUGCAUUGCACGAAGACUUUCGUCUUGAUUCAUAUGAAGUUAAUUUAGAUAUUAUUCUUGACGAUAAGAUAAUUCGAGAAGAAAAAUGUUUACAAGUGCGAAAUGCAAUAGAUAUCAUUAAUAAAUAUACAGAAAAUAAUACAUGUUUUAAUUUGACUUUUCUCUCCGCUAAUGAGAUAUCCAAAGUUAUUUUAAACAAAGUAAUAAAUCAUUCAAAAUUAAUUAUUGAAUUUCUUAAUUUAACUGGACAAAAUGUUUCUAUAAAACCAGAUUUAGAACUUUCAGAAUUUUUCGGCCGAGGUAUCCAAUAUUUGCUUGAAAUUAAUGAAAAGAAUUUCAUCCCAUGGCUUAGCAUUGCCACUAUAGCUGCCAUAGCUGCUGUUCAAAUGGCAGUAGGUGGAGUUCUUAUUGGAACUGGAUUCGGACUCACUUUAGGUAUGGGUCUGAUUACUGAAGGAGUAGUAGAUUUGUUCACUGCAUAUGGAGCCUAUAGAAAAAGACAAUUUUCUUGGUUAGAUUAUGCAAUGCACAAAGCAGUAGGUCUAGUUAUCACGGCUGCUUCAUUGGGAAUUUCAGCAAUUAAGAAUAUGGGCGAAGGAGCUAAGACAGUUGUGACAGCCAUAGGGGAAGAAGCAAUUGAACAAAUUACUACACAAACAAUAUCAAAUGAAAGAUUGACAACUCAUAUAGUACUCCACAUUGGAAAAAGUUUGAAACGCCAAGCUAUAGGACAAAUGAUGUUUUGGGCCAGUGGAAGGUUAUUAGGAGAAUCUUUGAUGGUAUUAAACAGAUCAUCGGAUAUAGGUUUUUCUUUUGUACCCGAUCAAUUGAAAUCACAAAUUUCGGAGUCCAUUCAGCAUAAGGUCAACAAUGUACUCCGUAAUCGAGACUUAGAUAUACUAUUGGAAAAAAUGUAUGGAAUCGACAAAAUAAAUAAAAAUCAACAACUAAAGGAAGAAAUCAAAAAAAUAACAUUUGAAGUGAUUAAUUCUCAGCGUAGUUUUUGGCGCAAACAGUGGGAUUCUAUUGGUGGUCCACUAUGUAAAGGUAUUUUAUCAAAUGCAGAAAAAAUACGAAAUGCAGCAAAUAUGGGCCUUAUAAUAGCUGGUAUUCUAAAUACAACACAUGAAAUUACUUUUAUUCUUGAAACAACUCGUGAACAAUUAUUAAAGAAACUUUCGGGAUUCGAUCAGGAAAAUUUAUCAGUGCAGCAGAUUCUCUAUCGUUAUUGUAGAUUCAGUAAAGAUGACGCCAAGAAAAUUGCAAAUCUUCUUGAAAGACAAGCAUAUAGUCAAUGUGAAAAUAAGUCGAAUCAAUGA